This is a messenger RNA of Eremomyces bilateralis CBS 781.70, 755 nucleotides long. RefSeq lists its product as uncharacterized. Bases 108 to 539 code for a protein of 143 amino acids. The record is from RefSeq and is a predicted model, not a curated record. NCBI's taxonomy places the organism in Eukaryota, Fungi, Ascomycota, Dothideomycetes, Eremomycetales, Eremomycetaceae. The transcript has a single exon.
CCAUCAUCAAGAAGCAAUUGAAGGCUUUCAGGACCUUCUUCAGAGACAAAUGGUUUCAAAGAGCGUGGAUCAUCCAGGAGAUUGCUCUUGCGCGCGAAGCUACAAUCAUGUGCGGGAUGAAGUCAAUCCCAGCAGGGAUAUUCUCCUCUCUGUCCUGGAUGCUUGGGAAAUCUAUCGAAAUAUCUCCAAUCGAGCCUGUAUUAAAUGUUAUGCCCGGAUUCUCAAAAUACACGAAAGAGUCCUGGUGGAACAUGGAACGGGACCUCUUUGCACUUCUUCUUAAAUUUUGUAGCAAUGAAGCUACUGAAUUGAGGGACAAGAUCUAUGCUUUUCUUGGUAUUGCAAGCGAUACUAGGAAUGGGAACUUUGAAGCGAGCUACGAGGUCAGUGAAGAAGAGCUUGUUCAAGACGUUGUGUCCUUCCUCUCAUUUGGUGUCAAGAUUGAUCGCUCCCUCUUUAGUGCUCCGCGAUGGACAUUGCAUGAUUUCUUCAAGAAUUUAACCUUCCUUCCAUUCAUUGUUUCAGACGGAGUCAAUUAAUCAACCACCAUUCCGCCAGAAGCAUUGAAAAUUCUCUGUAUAACACGCUCUACGGCUGUUGACCACACCCAAGCUAAAGGACGCGCAUCUCGACCGACCAAGAAAUUGAGGCAUUUAUAAACCUUUCGAAGAACUCUAAGGAGGGUUCCAGUAUCCAAAAAGGUACUAGGUCAGUCAGAGUGUGUGCUUUCGACGGACCCCCGUCUUUCGGCAGUA